Molecule: messenger RNA, 456 nt
Organism: Pyricularia grisea
Lineage: Eukaryota; Fungi; Ascomycota; Sordariomycetes; Magnaporthales; Pyriculariaceae
Exons: 1
Coding region: 1-456 (151 amino acids)
Biological process (GO): intronic box C/D snoRNA processing; nuclear-transcribed mRNA catabolic process, RNase MRP-dependent; tRNA processing
Cellular component (GO): ribonuclease MRP complex; nucleolar ribonuclease P complex
Molecular function (GO): ribonuclease MRP activity
Source: RefSeq, a predicted model, not a curated record
AUGGAAUCAGAAGACACCACAAUGUUAGAUGACUCAACGACGUCAACCGCCAAGCUAUCACAGAAACCCGCCUCCAAAUCCUACGAAAUAUUUUCUUGCACAGUCAAGAAGCCUGCAUAUGCAUACGCUCACCUGCGUGUGCAGUCCGACGACCCUGGCGAGCAACCAAGCCUGGACGCGCUACAGGCCCGGUCCUACUGCGCAUCUGCCGUGCAGCAAUUUCUGGGAGCCACGGGUGCGGCCGUCACUGUCGAUGUGCUCAAGGUGGAUGCGGCCAAGGGGGAGUUUUGGGUCCGUUUGCCAGGCCCGGACUUGGGCCGUUUCUCGGCCGCCGUCACCUCAUGGCCCGGUGCCGUGCAGUCCGGGGUCACCACUGGCCUGAGGAUUUUGGCUGCAGGAGACUGGUUGGGCAGUCUUCUUGGGAGGAGUGAGCAGCAGUCGCUAUGGAGUUCGUGA